UAAAAAAAAAAAACUAACUUUUGCGAACACUAUAUAAAUAUUUUAUACUCUAAAUAGAAUAGGGCAUGUAACCCAAAGCUGUGAUCUUUGUCUUCGUCUCUCCAGGGUUUUAGGGUUCCGCGGAACGAAAUUGAAAAUGCAAUUGACACUUGAAUUUGGUGGAGGAUUGGAGUUACUAUGUAACUCUGUAAAGAUCCACAAUGUCAGCAUUGAUCCCGAAAAUGGAGUGGGAAAGUUAAUUAUGAAGGAUUUGCUCUCUUGGGUUCGAGCUAACCUGAUCAAGGAGCGGCCGGAAAUGUUUAUGAAAGGCGACACUGUAAGACCUGGUGUUCUGGUGCUUGUAAAUGAUUGUGAUUGGGAGCUUAGUGGGCAGCUUGACACAACAUUGGAAGAGAAAGACGUGGUAGUGUUCAUAUCCACCUUGCAUGGAGGCUAGCUUCAUCAGUAAUACCUUUUUCAUUAUGUAUCUACUAAACAGUUAUCUGAGAUAAUAUGGUACUUGGGCGUUUUAACCUUAAAAAAUCUGUACUUUUUAUGAACUUCCCCACCCACCAUAUGAUAUUGACACAUUAUUACCUUAAAAUGUAUACAUGGUAAUCUCGAUCAAAUUUUGAUA
This is a messenger RNA of Cucumis melo (muskmelon), 616 nucleotides long. RefSeq names its product ubiquitin-related modifier 1 homolog 2. The record is from RefSeq and is a predicted model, not a curated record. Gene Ontology annotation, biological process: protein urmylation; tRNA thio-modification. Lineage: Eukaryota; Viridiplantae; Streptophyta; Magnoliopsida; Cucurbitales; Cucurbitaceae. Gene Ontology annotation, cellular component: cytoplasm; nucleus. Gene Ontology annotation, molecular function: protein tag activity. Bases 137 to 436 code for a protein of 99 amino acids. The transcript is spliced from 4 exons.